AUGUCAAUUUAUACCCGCGGAUUUGGACCAAGCCAGCGCUCCAAGAGCAACAUCGACGGAAGCAUCGUUAUCAAGGACAAGGUCGAUGGCUCCUUGCAUACUUUCAAAGCGGCAGCGGACGGAAGGAAACGAGUACAAUGUGAGGAAUGUGAUGCUGUGAUUGGCAAGAAGCAAGCGACGCGCCACUACGAUUCGCACGCCCGCAAGAGUACCUAUCACAGUCAGGACCCUGAAUCGGCAGCACAACUACCAAAUCAAGAAGUCGAUGAACAGCCGCGUCAAAAUAUACCCCAGGCUCUGCUCAAGACUGGUGCGGAAACUCAAAGACGGACAAAGGAGGAAGACGAGCAGGAGAAGCGUCGCCUAAUUCAAGGACUGUGCGGAGAUCUGACCGUUGAGAUGAUGCUUACUACAGCGAGAUGCGCCAAGUUGAAGCCCUACUUAUUGUGUGGACCCGGCAUCAAGACGGCGUCGUUUAUGUCACAGGAGGCUGCGGAACAGGUUCGAGCUCUACUCCCACAAGGCCACUCUCUCAGCCUCUACCCGUUGUGCAACUCGAACGACAUCUCCAAGCACCCAACAAUACCAGAUGGGUAUGAGGAUGCGCUCAACCAGGAUCACGUUGAGGUGAUGACGCAAGGCGGGGAGUCUGGGAUGGAGCGUCUCGUAGGCGCCAUUGUCGUGACAGGAAAUAGACAAUCAAGGAUCAUCUGCGCGGAACACUACUUGAGGGAUAGGUCACAGGACCCGCAUGGUGAAUCCGUAAGGGCACACCACACCAGCGUUCCAGAUGACCAGUCGACCUCCCAGUAUCCAAAGGCGAUCAAGAUUCUCACCAUCCCGGACAGGUUCAACAACCCACAUUUCGUCAUCGGAACAAGCGCCGGAAAUUAUCUGGUCACUUCGUCUGAGGAAGACGGUCAGAUUCAUGUUGGUCCUGGCCGGUGCGGAGCGUUUGUGGUGUCGGAACACACUCGUCUGUUGAUCUCACGGGAGAGACAGGAACAGUCGCUGCUUGGCAAUUCGGUCCUUGGCUUGGCACAAGUUCGAACAGCCUUUGGAUACCCCACAACAUAUACGACCAGACGGGCCAUUGCAGAGGGACAGAACGACGUGGAGACAAUGCCAGUGACAAUUUUCACUUUAUAUCUGUGGAAGGUCCAGGGAGCCAAGGUCUUCCAUCAGCUGUAUGUGCGGUCCCUGGAGAAGUGCCCUGAGGGAAUCAUCUUGACGAAAUCAGAUGUUGACGACUCCCCUCUGGAAGGAAAGGUUGCUAAAUGUCUUGCGGAAUUCUCGGAACUUUUUGUGGACAAUGAGUUGAACGUCACCAGGACUCCGGAGGCUGAGGAUAUUCUGCAGACUUUGGCGAAUCUUUUCUCGAAGGUCAUCUCUGACAAGAACCGAGUCGUUGCAGACAACAUUGCAAGAAGAAGGAAUGCCUCCAUCCACUAA
Messenger RNA from Linnemannia hyalina, 1452 nucleotides. The record is from the annotation of a GenBank genome assembly. NCBI's taxonomy places the organism in Eukaryota, Fungi, Mortierellomycota, Mortierellomycetes, Mortierellales, Mortierellaceae.